AUGCCACGUAAGCUACGUAAGAAUAUACGUAAGAGGAAGAGAGCAUUGAAACAUCCAAUAGUAAAACUGACACCACAACAACAGUUGCAACAACAAAUUAUGAAUGACCCCACUAUGUUGCAACAAAUGUCAAGCAAUCCUAUGCUUUUAAACCGAGUUGUUGGUGCACAGAGUGGAGGUUUAAGAGCGGCACUUUUAGCGAAAAUGGCAGGCUAUGGUGGAGCUGCAGACGGAACAGCCUAUAACCCUCAAAGUCAAAUGAAUUUGAGUUCACUCAAAAAUCAAAUAACAGAUGUCAAAAAGUCAAACAUAGACAUACAGAAGCAAAUAAGUGAAAACGAAAAGAAACUAGAAUAUGACAGACACACAAAGAAACUCAAUGAGUUAAACGUAGAGAAAAAGAAGAAAGAAGAACAACUGAAAGAACUAAGUACAGAGGAAUAUGCGAAAAAAGUGUCAGAAAAAGCAGCAGAAGUAGCAAAAAUGGAACAAGAUGUCAUAAAUUUGAAAAACCAUACUACUCAAUAUAAAAUACUGAAAGAUGAAGAGAUAAAACAAAAAGCCCUGAAGACAUAUAUGGAUAGCGAUGAGUAUAAAAAAGAAGUUGAAGCAAAUGUAAAGGCAGAAAAACUUUUACA
Messenger RNA from Trichomonas vaginalis G3, 638 nucleotides. RefSeq names its product protein of unknown function, DUF4106 family. NCBI's taxonomy places the organism in Eukaryota, Parabasalia, Trichomonadida, Trichomonadidae. The record is from RefSeq and is a predicted model, not a curated record. The transcript has a single exon. The annotation marks the transcript as partial.